AUCUUGGCAAGAGGCGAAGCGGCAGCGGUUCCUGUCAAGGGGGCAGCAGGUCCAGAGCUGCUGGUGCUCCCGUUCCCCAGACCCUACCCCUAUCCCCAGUGGAGCCGGAGUGCGGGCGCGCCCCACCACCGCCCUCACCAUGGUGCUGUUGGCAGCAGCGGUCUGCACAAAAGCAGGAAAGGCUAUUGUUUCUCGACAGUUUGUGGAAAUGACCCGAACUCGGAUUGAGGGCUUAUUAGCAGCUUUUCCAAAGCUCAUGAACACUGGAAAACAACAUACGUUUGUUGAAACAGAGAGUGUAAGAUAUGUCUACCAGCCUAUGGAGAAACUGUAUAUGGUACUGAUCACUACCAAAAACAGCAACAUUUUAGAAGAUUUGGAGACCCUAAGGCUCUUCUCAAGAGUGAUCCCUGAAUAUUGCCGAGCCUUAGAAGAGAAUGAAAUAUCUGAGCACUGUUUUGAUUUGAUUUUUGCUUUUGAUGAAAUUGUCGCACUGGGAUACCGGGAGAAUGUUAACUUGGCACAGAUCAGAACCUUCACAGAAAUGGAUUCUCAUGAGGAGAAGGUGUUCAGAGCCGUCAGAGAGACUCAAGAACGUGAAGCUAAGGCUGAGAUGCGUCGUAAAGCAAAGGAAUUACAACAGGCCCGAAGAGAUGCAGAGAGACAGGGCAAAAAAGCACCAGGAUUUGGCGGAUUUGGCAGCUCUGCAGUAUCUGGAGGCAGCACAGCUGCCAUGAUCACAGAGACCAUCAUUGAAACUGAUAAACCAAAAGUGGCACCUGCACCAGCCAGGCCUUCAGGCCCCAGCAAGGCUUUAAAACUUGGAGCCAAAGGAAAGGAAGUAGAUAACUUUGUGGACAAAUUAAAAUCUGAAGGUGAAACCAUCAUGUCCUCUAGUAUGGGCAAGCGUACUUCUGAAGCAACCAAAAUGCAUGCUCCACCCAUUAAUAUGGAAAGUGUACAUAUGAAGAUUGAAGAAAAGAUAACAUUAACCUGUGGACGAGACGGAGGAUUACAGAAUAUGGAGUUGCAUGGCAUGAUCAUGCUUAGGAUCUCAGAUGACAAGUAUGGCCGAAUUCGUCUUCAUGUGGAAAAUGAAGAUAAGAAAGGGGUGCAGCUACAGACCCAUCCAAAUGUGGAUAAAAAACUUUUCACUGCAGAGUCUCUAAUUGGCCUGAAGAAUCCAGAGAAGUCAUUUCCAGUCAACAGUGACGUAGGGGUGCUAAAGUGGAGACUACAAACCACAGAGGAAUCUUUUAUUCCACUGACAAUUAAUUGCUGGCCCUCGGAGAGUGGAAAUGGCUGUGAUGUCAACAUAGAAUAUGAGCUACAAGAAGAUAAUUUAGAACUGAAUGAUGUGGUUAUCACCAUCCCACUCCCGUCUGGUGUCGGCGCGCCUGUUAUCGGUGAGAUCGAUGGGGAGUAUCGACAUGACAGUCGACGAAAUACCCUGGAGUGGUGCCUGCCUGUGAUUGAUGCCAAAAAUAAGAGUGGCAGCCUGGAGUUUAGCAUUGCUGGGCAGCCCAAUGACUUCUUCCCUGUUCAAGUUUCCUUUGUCUCCAAGAAAAAUUACUGUAACAUACAGGUUACCAAAGUGACCCAGGUAGAUGGAAACAGCCCCGUCAGGUUUUCCACAGAGACCACUUUCCUAGUGGAUAAGUAUGAAAUUCUGUAAUACCAAGAAGAGGGAGCUGAAAAGGAAAAUUUUCAGAUUAAUAAAGAAGACGCCAAUGAUGGCUGAAGAGUUUUUCCCAGAUUUACAAGCCACUGGAGACCCCUUUUUUCUGAUACAAUGCACGAUUCUCUGCGCGCAAGGACCCUCGACUCACCCCCAUGUUUCAGUGUCACAGAGACAUUCUUUGAUAAGGAAAUGGCACAAACAUAAAGGGAAAGGCUGCUAAUUUUCUUUGGCAGAUUGUAUUGGCCAGCAGGAAAGCAAGCUCUCCAGAGAAUGCCCCCAGUUAAAUACCUCCUCUACCUUUACCUAAGUUGCUCCUUUAUUUUUAUUUUAUUAUUAUUAUUAUUAUUAUUAUUAUUUUUUGAGAUGGAGUCUCACUUUGUAACCCAGGCUGGAAUGCAAUGGCAUGAUCUCAGCUCACUGCAACCUCCGCCUCCUGGGUUCAAGCAAGUCUCCUGCCUCAGCCUCCGAGUAGCUGGGACUACAGGUGCACGCCACCACGCCUGGCUAAUUUUUUGUAUUUUAGUAGAGACGGGGUUUCACCGUGUUGCCCAGGCUGGUCGCGAACUCCUGAGCUCAGGCAAUCCGCCCACCUCAGCCUCCCAAAGUGUUGGGAUUACAGGCAUGAGCCACCAUGCCCAGCUGCUCCUUUAUUUUAAUCCCUAAAUAUAAUCCCUAAAUAUAGUUAUAUUUCAUACUUAGUUUGUUUUUAAAAAGUUUUCUCUGUAGAAAAUUUUAAUCAUUCAUACCCUUUACCUUUAGGUUUUUCUUUCUAUACAUUCAGUCAGGCACUGGGAUCAUCUGUUUACAGGCAUUAUAUUUAUUUGGCACUCCUGGAACAAGUAUAUCUAACCCAUUCUUGAUUUUUGGACUAUUCAGGUGAACUAUUUGAGGGGUAUGGGGUCUAGAAGUUAAAAGAUACGCAUGUCUUCUGUUCUUUUCCCGUAUCAAUUCAUUCCUUCAUCUCUUUGCCAAGUUGUUUUCCUUUCAGGGCCUGUCCUUCCAGUUUAGAACAGUACCAUGAAUCCCACUUGUGUCAAUAUUAAAGAUAGCUGAGAAGCACCUUUCAAAUGGCACAGUCCCUCUUCAAGAUGUCUAAAAGAAUGGUUAUGUCUGUCCAGUUAGGGAUUUCACAUCCACAUGUAAUCAUGUCUGCUGCUGUUGCUACCCAAAUUUUCAUUUCUCCACAUUUUGGGUACUUAAGCUAAAACGUAAUGGCCACAGUCUGUAAUCCAUUCACAUUCCUCAGUUUCACCACCUCCCUCUUCCAGACUGCACUCUCUGUCAUCAGUCCCCUCCUUUCUAACAGAAAUGGGGUUAUGAUUUUGAAGGCUGUGGGUUCAGGGAGUCUUUGCCAAUCCUGUUGGCCCUAAACUAUCAAGGAGGCUCCAUUUCACCAUUUGAUUUUUUGCAUUUCAGGAGGCAACUGAUUGUUUCGAUAUGUACAUAUUACUCACGUAUACCCCAUUUCCUUCCAGUCAGCCCAACAUUUUCCACCAGUCUGUCCCCAUCUCUGAAAUCCUUCCUUCUCUUUCCCCCUAAGUCUUUUGAGUGUCAUCAUGUACUGGUGGUUUCUCGGUUCCAUCUCAUCCAUUUCCUUUUCAAUGGAGACUACAGCGUCAGCCAGCUCAGCCUUGGCUUUUAACUCAAUAUUCCAGUCCAUAGGGGUGGUUAAAAGUUGCUGCAAGGCUGCAGGCACUGGCAGUGGGAAGAGGCAGACGACUAGAUGACUUCUGCACUUUUAGCUGGUUGAAAAGUACCACUCCCACUCUGAACAUCUGGCCGUCCCUGCAAAGAGUGUACUGUGCUUGAAGCAGAGCACUCACACAUAAAUGGCUGUGUGUGGAAUUGCUUGCCAAAGAAGUUUCUAGCCUUUCCCUUUCCCCUAACUGCAUCAGGGAAGAAUUCUUAUCUCUAGCUUGGUUUCCACAUGAGGUUUUUCUGAGAAGGGCUUGGGACAAGAAGUCUGUCAUGUUAGUUAAGCAGGCAAGAAAUCCUACUAAUCCAGUUUUGUUUGAAAGUUGUUUGUCCGUAUGAUUUUUUAAAAGUCAAGUUUAAUUUCAAAAAACCUUUUUUUUCUGAGAUUACUUUUGGGGUAAUAUUUAAAAUGAGAGACAUUUUGUAACCCUGUAAAAUACAUAGGGAAUAUAACAUUCCAGUGUAUACAAAGAAGGCAAAUUCUUUAAUCAAAUAAAGCGCAUUAUAAAAUGAGAUGUUUAUUGGAUUAUUGACUCACUUUGGUGUCUGCUUGUUGAUUCAGGAUGCUGUAAUGGGACCUAACAUUAAAAAUUAAUGACAUGUUUUUUUUAAGAGAAA
Homo sapiens (human) is the source of this 3994-nucleotide messenger RNA. It is a transcript of the gene ARCN1, whose product is annotated as archain 1 coat protein complex I subunit delta. Gene Ontology annotation, biological process: retrograde vesicle-mediated transport, Golgi to endoplasmic reticulum. Lineage: Eukaryota; Metazoa; Chordata; Mammalia; Primates; Hominidae. The coding region runs from base 140 to 1675 and encodes 511 amino acids. Gene Ontology annotation, molecular function: structural molecule activity. The record is from RefSeq and is marked reviewed. The transcript has 10 exons. Gene Ontology annotation, cellular component: COPI-coated vesicle membrane; cytoplasm; COPI vesicle coat.